AAGCAGCCUGGAGAGUGCAAUAGCAAGACCAGCAGCAGUUCAUCAGGGAGUAAAGACGACAGAGAGUCAGAAGGAGAACAAGAUGCUGGGUCACAAGAAAAUGAGGGUGGUACUGAACCCAAAGAUGGCAUAAGUGGAAAGCAGCCUGGAGAGUGCAGUAGAAAGACCAGCAACAGUUCUUCAGGGAGUGAAGACGACAGAGAGUCAGAAGGAGAACAAGAUGUUGUGUCACAAGAAAAUGAGGGUGGUACUGAGCCCAAAGAUGGCAUAAGUGGAAAGCAGCCUCAAGAGUGCAGUAGCAAGACCAGCAACAGUUCUUCAGGGAGUAAAGACGACAGAGAGUCAGAAGGAGAACAAGAUGCUGGGUCACAAGAAAAUGAGGGUGGUACUGAACCCAAAGAUGUUAUAAGUGGAAAGCAGCCUGGAGAGUGCAGUAGCAAGACCAGCAACAGUUCUUCAGGGAGUAAAGAUGACAGAGAAUCAGAAGGAGAACAAGAUGCUGGGUCACAAGAAAAUGAGGGUGGUACUGAACCCAAAGAUGUUAUAAGUGGAAAGCAGCCUGGAGAGUGCAGUAGCAAGACCAGCAACAGUUCUUCAGGGAGUAAAGAUGACAGAGAGUCAGAAGGAGAACAAGAUGUUGUGUCACAAGAAAAUGAGGGUGGUACUGAACCCAAAGAUGUUAUAAGUGGAAAGCAGCCUGGAGAGUGCAGUAGCAAGACCAGCAACAGUUCUUCAGGGAGUAAAGACGAAAGAGAGUCAGAAGGAGAACAAGAUGUUGUGUCACAAGAAAAUGAGGGUGGUACUGAGCCCAAAGAUGGCAUAAGUGGAAAGCAGCUUGGAGAGUGCAAUAGCAAGACCAGCAACAGUUCUUCAGGGAGUAAAGAGGACAGAGAGUCAGGAGGAGAACAAGAUGUUGUGUCGCAAGAAAAUGAGGGUGGUACUGAGCCCAAAGAUGGCCUUGGUGGAAAGCAGCCUGGGGAAUGCAAUAGCAAGACCAGCAACAGUUCAUCAGCGACAGCGUUCAAAAGCGACAGAGUGUUGGAAAGAGAACAAGUUGAGGGGUCAGAAGAAACUGAGGGUGGUUUUGAUGGUGAUGGAAGUGGCAGUGGUGAUGCCAGUGGUUAUGGUGGUGGGGAUGAUGAUGAUGAUGAUGAUGAUGAUGGUGAUGAUGAUGAUGAUGAUGAUGAAACACAGAAGAAAGUGAAGGUAGAAGUGAAGAUGUAAUAGUAAAUAUUUACAAUAUUGGUUUAAUUUUGUAGCAACUACAAGGCUGUCAUAAAGAGCUGGGAGCUGGGGAUUUCCCCCAGCUACUAUGCAUGUGGCCCCCGGGCUACUUUGGUAGGAAAACAGAAAAAAAACAGAUCCAAAAGAAAUCCCUAGCUGUUUGAUUCCCCGUUAACUUGUUGUAUUUACCCAGAAACUGGAAAUCCAUCCUAACAUCCCUGAACUAGCACAGGCUUUACCCUACACUCAUUAGACAAGUAUUUUUCUGAUGGCGGGUUCAACAGAUUUCUGCGUCUUAAAAUUGGAUUCGAACGUAGGAAACCAAACUCAUGCUCCAAGAUUAUUCCAAAGCAUUGCAUUACAUGGAACAGUUGAUGGAACAUAUUAUAAAACUAUGAAGCAAAUAAUGUUAACGAGUCUACAUUUUGCUUCAAAUUCUUCAAAUAUUUCUUUCUUUUCUUUAAUGAAAAUCAACAUUUUGUUCAACUAAAAAUGCAUUUUUUUACAAGGCUAGAGUUCGGUGAUUUUAUGGAUGUAUUUUUUGCAGCUUUACUUUGGUCCUUCAGAAAUGGAACAUCCUGGUGUGAAGGAAUAUGAGUUUCUUUUGUUAAAACUAAGUGUCAGUGGGAUGCAAAAUUUCUGAUUUGUCAUCCUUGAAACAUUCCUGGCACCUUAGAUAGAGGUUAUAGAAAAACAUACCUAUGCUGACAGCCAGAAGAUAAUAAUUUUAUUACCCAUGUCUAUUUUACUAUGUUUCUACUUUAUUGUCUUUCUAAGUUGUAGUGUAUUGAUUUUGGUUGUGAUGAAAUUAAUAAGGGUUAUGAAACAAGUCCCUUGCAUUGUUAGGUUCAUCAAGACUUGUCCUUCCAGUUACAGUUUGAUUGUAUCCAGUUUCUUAGCAUGUCAAAGCUUCCCCUCUCUGAUGAAAAAACCGUGCACCGUGCAUUGACUGUAAGGCUGAGGUAAGUCAUGCGUAAAACUAUUUGUCAAAUUUUUUUCUUUUUAUUUUCCAAAAGCAAUAAGGUUAGUUUAACGAGAUGGAGAAAAUCACCUAUCCAGCUUCUAGCCAAGUGUGUGAGCAUGGUUUCCAAGUUAUAGAUGGGGGAUUAUAGCCUUCAUCUGGAUCGAUUAGUGUGAAUGUCUCGCUGUUACAGAAACUCAAGUAAAGAUUCUAUUAUAGGGGUUCCUGUUGUUUUGUUUUCCAGGGAAGGCAGAGAGGCAGUUACUGUGCUUACUGGGCUAGAUGACCAGCUGAAUGACUUGAUGAAGUAUAUCCCAGAAGUGGCUUCGUCUUGCAUGGUGAGAUGGAAAAAAAGAAAAUAAACUUGGCAAAAGGGCAAGAGAUUUGUUCAGUUCACAAACCCCGUGCUGUCAAGAAUUAGACUAAAAUUAGUUGGACAAAUUAUAUUGUUAAGAAUUCUUUUUAACACCAGCAAACUUGCCUCACCCAUUUGACAACUUACAAUAUAAACGCUCUUACUUGCCGAACUUAUCAUCAGAUGGGGCGGGAUAGUAACUUAACAAAGUUUUACAUGGGGAGGCUCCGACUCGAGAUCCAGACCCCUUAGAACCCCUUAUUUUUGGUUUGACAGAAAUGGUACAUGUACCCGUUUCACAUAGUUUAGACCUUUGCAUCCUUUUAACUGCUGUAAGUAUAUAUUAUAUACUUACAGCAGUAAAAAAGGAUGCAAAGGUCUAAACUAUGUGAAACGGGUACAUGAUUGAAAUCUAAAUUUCUUCUUGGGCUUCAGGUAUAAGGAAGGGUGGGGAUUUCACUUGUUGAAGUAUAUGAAAGGGUUACAAAAUCUGUCAUUUCGCUUAAAUCACAAAACCAGAAUGUUUUAUCAACUGUUUUCACUGCCAUAAAAUGCAUCUGUUAGCCCUUGGGCCUUUUUAGCGAGUGAAAUGACAGAUUUUGUAACCCUUUCAUAUACUUUAACUAGUGAAAUCCCCACCCUUCCUUAUACCUGAAGCCCAAAAAGAAAUUGGCAUUUCAAUGUCCCUUAUUUUUAUAGGAUUAAAUAUGGAAACCAUUCAUUACGAUACUAUAGCCCUAAUUCCUCUGUACGAAACUUACAAAGGAAUUACAUGCUGAGGAUAGUCAAAUGUAAGACUAAAAUUAGGAGAACAGACCUGACUGCCUUAAUUGAGGAUGGCUGUAGAAAUUGCAUGCUUUGUAAUAAUAAAUUUAUUAACUUUGAGACCCUAUGUUACAAAGCAGAAUUUUUAUCCUGUUAUCAUCUUUUUACGUGUAAAUAGGUUUAGAUUUUUUCCCACACUAGUUUUUACUAUUUGCAUUUCUAUCUUAACAUUAUUUCAAAACUAUUUUAAUAUUUGAUUUUAAUUUAUUUAUUUAUUUGAUUUUAAUUUUUGUGUCUCCAAUUAGUGCUAUGCACUAGAGAUUCUUGACACGUUAAAAAAGUUCACUACCACUACUACUACUAUUUGCAAACAAUGAGAAAGGAAUUUAACCGCUUGUUUCAGCAGACGUCUAUGGGGCAGGAAUGUGUGAUGACCACUAAGAAUGUCUGUGAAAAAGCCUGAGUUAAAAUAACCCUUGUUGCCUCUCUAAAUGAUUUAUAUUGUUGUCAGUGUACUGCAACUCAACUGUGCCUUCAUUUUGCAGGACUGUGACAUUGACAAAACAGACGAGCCCUCAAAUUUGAAAGGACAAAGCAGUUUUUUCCCUGAGGUAAAAUUUUCCCUAUUUUUUGUGAAUUCUAUCGACCUUAGGCUGCUAAAAUAAUUUUAGACAGACCUCUUUAUUCAUCUGCUACACAUGCACUUGCCACUCUUAAGUGGGUUCCAUUAGAAAGAAAGGCAUUUUAAGGGAAGAUGUAUCUAUGUGUAUGAGUGUUUAAAUGGACUCGUUGAGCAUGAUAUGAACUUCAUAAGACAGCAAGAACAACAUGAUUAUAAUACCAGAACUAAGCUGAAUCUCAAACUUCCAAGUGUCAAGAGGAAUUGGGGCAAACAACAAUCCAAAACGCAAACUGGCGAUUGCAUUUUUUCGCUGCCGUCAAUCAUCUUAACAGACCUCUUAGUAAACAAAACUUUAAAUGUUUAAAUGUUCAGCAGUCUACUAGUUUGUUCCCUUAUAAAUGGCCUGAUCCAGGGGUUGGUUUGUUUCACUUAGCUCCUGAUAAGCAUUUGUUUGUGUCGUUAAAAGUGGAUAAGUAUUGCAUAAAGUGCCCUUGACUUAAUUGAUUCUGUCAUUUGGAAUCUGAAACAACAUUAUUAACCCAACAUCCCUUGAUGAUUCAUUAAAAGCCUGAGUCUCUGCAGAUUUUUAUUCUUCAUUUUAUUUUUUUGACAUGAAGCUUCCAUUUCAGGCUCUUUUUCCUUGCUCACUAGGUUAUUAUAAAUGCGCUGGAAAAUAUUUUUACCUUCAUUACGUCAGGCAGGAUCAUGGAGGGUCACACGUAUUGGCUGGUGAAGGGUAUGUGUAGUGAUGUUUAGUCUUUUUUAAGCUAUUUCCUCGUAGUGACCAACAUCUGAGAAACUAAUUGCACAUUUUUUUCAUCAACAGGUGAUAAGGGAAAAAUUAAGUUACAUGAUCUGACGUCAAUUCGCCUGCAGGUAAUAGACUGUUUAAUAUGAGAGAAUGUUGCACAGAUGCUUUCCCUAUUUCCAGAUAUGUUUCAGCAUAACUCAUAAUUUCUUAACAUUAGAAAUGAGUUAAGAAUAUAAAGUUUCACCACCAUAUAUAAUUUCCUACCUGGAAGACAGUUUGUGAGUGUGCAUGCAGGUCGGAUGCAAUGUAGUUUCUUCAUCAUAACCAAAAAUUUAUAUGAAGUUUUGUGCCCUUUUUCCAAACAGGCAGUCCUUUUACCAAAUAAUAGUACAUGGAUGUUUUGUCUUUUUAUUUCAAAUUCUCUUCACUAUUAUAACAACAUUUCAAUGGAAAAUUGUAGCUCAGACUUAUUGCUAGGUGGAAGUCCAAAUAAAGGAGCACUUUGAACCCUGUUUUAGUGAAGUUGUAUAUUUGUCAAUUAAUGUGAAUUUUAAAUUAAAAUCUCUGACCUUCCUUGACCACCAUAAGACCUCCUUUUCACGUUUUUCUCUGCUUUAUUUACAAUUAACAGACGAACUAUGUCUGGAAAGACGAAUGUACACGUAUUACUGUGCUCAUGGCUGUGCUGUUUUACAGGUUAGUAUAGAAGAUGAUCUGAAAUUGACUGUUUAGGUGUGUGGGUGGAUAGAUGUUACUUGAAUUCUUGCUUAAGGCCAAAAAACAUGGUUAUGGAUUUGGAAACUGCUCAGGUAAGAGUUUGGAAGAAUGUGGAGAAUUAUUGUUCAGCAUUCCAAAAAUUCUGUAAAAUAACUCCUCUCCACAACCAUGAAAAGGGAAAGCAUGUCAAUUUUCCCUUUGAUCUAAGAGUCUUUUUUUCCACCUAUGAGUUUGAAUUUACAAGUCAUUAAUACGUGUAGCUAAUUUUACGUCAUAAAAAAUUGAUUCAUUGCUUGGUUUAAUUUGCAUAAAUUUUCCUUCACCAGAGUGGCAAACAACAUGUUAUUUAAGGAUUCACCAUUCAUAUUGACGUAAGUUUUUUCUUAAUCCCUUUUUGAGUUUAAAAUCAUUGCUAAAUGCAACUGCCUGUUACACAUUUUUGAUUUUAAAGGGAGAAGUAAUGUCUGAAUGGUCAACCAUCUCCUCUGCUCCUUUUAUUAAUUUUUAGACAUUUUAAUUGAACGUCUUAUAUCUUCCUUUUCAGAAAACACGGAACAAUCCACAAGUUACUGGAUAACUGCUUGGCUCUGACUUUAGACGGUGAUGACAGACUUCCAGAGGUAUGUCAAUAAAUUCUUUCUACCAUUGAAUUAUUCUAAGGUAGUAGUUUCAUGUUGGCAAAAUUCAUGUGAACAUUGAAAAGGUCACAGUUUUGAAAUAAACUAGUAUCAGAUUCUUUCUUACCUACAUGAUCCUGUAUCUACGCUUGUAGGGAUCGUUCUUGGUAGUUUUAAGCAAAAUUAUGUUUGGGCUCUUUUUGUCACGUGACUUCGUAAGUUUACAACUAUUAUGACACAUACUGAUACACAUUUUGACCUACUUCUUUGCAGAUUUUUGCAGCAGCAAGUUACUUGCUAUCAGACAAUUACACUGUAGCUGCUGACAAAGGAAAAAAGGAUGAUUAUGAGGCCCAACUUAGGAUGGCGCUGUCAUGUAUUGUAAAGGCAAGUUUCCAUAUUAUCACUUUCGUUAAAAUGGAGAUAAUGGAUAAACUACACGCUAUCCCUCAUCUAUUGCAGGGCCUUGCAUGUGUAAAGAAUGGUUUAGUACCUGAUGCUCAGUCUGUUGGUGGCCCUCGUUGGCGAAACAUGAUUGCCCGCGUAUUGUUCCAUAAAGCGGGGGCUAUGUACUAUUCAUUAGCCCGUAUGUGUUCUGCAGAGGGAAGGCUCGGUGGGGGAUUGAAGAACUGUGAGCUUGCUUUCAAGUGCAUCAAAGCAUCCUCUUCCCUCACUGCCGAAGGUGUCAUCAAAGAAGGUAGAUAUUUUACAUUCAAAUCUUAUUGGUUUGUUAUUUAAAUUUGUUAACCCAUACCAGUGAGCAGGUUUAACUUUCUAUUAUUACUAAGUCGGAAUUUAGACACAGUCUGAACAAGUUUACGGAAGAACAGCGUUUGAAUAAUCGGUAUUCAUGAUUUAAACAUGGGCUAGACGAUGACUUUCGUAAAUGCUGUCUAAACUUGAUGAAGUUAAAUUUAUUUAACCCAUUCGCCCCUGAACCGCCCGUAACCGCCCGUGCGGAUCCAGGUCCUUUCUACCCUUUGUGACGUCAUCAGUUUUAACGGUCAAGGACAACUUUUUUCGCUAACUUGUGCAGGGUGAAGAGAUCUUUCAAACCAUACCAGAAUGACCACAAUUCAGUCAAGGACACCGGAGAAAGAAGCAAAAAACCACGUGACAAGGACCUGAAAAUCUCCACGAAAAUCUUGUUCCAUUACCCACCUACCUUUCCUUUCACCUAAUCCUAAGAUCCUAAAAGCUUUCCUAAAAACUCUUCCCACCAAAAUGAAGCCUACUAAAUGCCCAGCAAGAGAAAAAAAAAUGAGGCAAGAAAAGCGAAAAAAGAAGGGAGGAGAGAAAGCGGAAAGUAAAAGUCAAGACUGCUGUGUCACUUUUAAACCCAAAAACUGUCGAAAUUUUGCUUUCUGCGCAUGCCCGAACUUCGUAAGCUGAUAUUUUGCAUCUGGAUCAGAAGGCCGCCAAGUGUACGACCUGUAAACCGGUUUGUGGUAAGUUUUAGCCCUUUAUAGCACGACAGUGACCAGAAAACCACUCGACUAGCUUCAAAACGCGUUUUUCGGCAAAAUCUCCAGGAGCGAAUGGGUUAACACAGUUAACAACGAGGAGCGAGGUCGUGGUCAGCGGUCAGUCCUUUGGCUCAAGCGCAGUCAGUCUUGCUUGCAUCACCUCCAUGUGCUUAGUACAGAGGCCACUCUCUUCGUGUAGCCUUUGGAUCAUUCUUUUACCCCCAUCCCUCCCCCCUUUACAUUUCCACUGAUAAAUCAGUGUGACAGGUGCCUGUUUCCAUUGGCGUGGGGGAUCAUGGCUGGAGGGCGUGGGUUUGCCAGCCAUGGAGGCGUAACUCUGGCUAGGGGCUGGCUGUGCCAAAAGUGAAAGCCCCUGGACAUCCUGGGCACCCACCUCCACUAAGCGACACAGUUGUUAAGUUUAAAUAAUCGGCCCUUAAUUUUCGCCCUUCAACUGUUUUCACAGAUUUCACGAAAAUUUAGGCAAACUUCGGUUGCAUUCUUCUAACCCAGAAAUUCCUUCACCGAUGUUAGAACAUAUUCGAAAAACAGUUCAUUCUAUCCGUGAAAGUGUACCGAGGUUUUUCCGACUCUGCUGACCUAUCUUGUAUUCAUCAUAGAUGACCAGCUGCUGGUUAAAACACAGUGUUUGUGUGGAGACCUCUACCUGAUGCUAGCAAAGUGUCUGGAAAACCUUAGCAAUCAUAAAGAGGAAUAUAUAGUCAUGAGUGAUGAUGACAGAAAAUUAUCUGAUGCUGCAGAAGAAGGUAUUUUUAGCAAAGAAGAGCAGUCCUGGA
This is a messenger RNA of Porites lobata, 8275 nucleotides long. The record is from the annotation of a GenBank genome assembly. NCBI's taxonomy places the organism in Eukaryota, Metazoa, Cnidaria, Anthozoa, Scleractinia, Poritidae.